UCUCUGUAGUUUCCAGCUAACUAUUAUUCUGUAAAGUUAACUAAUAGCUUAAACUUUUCAGUGAAGUGGGUACUUGGCAAGCUUCAAAACCCAAAACGCUAAACUUUAAACUUGCUAGGCAUAUAUAAUAAUCUAAGUGCAUCUUUAAGCAACUGCAAUUGGACUGCCAUUUCUUCUCAUAAUAUCUUUACACUACUAAAAUAAACAGGAAGUUUCAUAAUAUCUGGUGAGAAGUAUGAGCCACUCCUUUUGAUUCUCUCAGAAAAGAGCAGCAUAUUUCACCUCAUUUCCAUUCAUUAUCUACAGGAAACCUGCAUCCCAUAUAAUAUACCUCUUACAGGUUUGUUAGCACAGCUCAAACCUACCCUAAAACCCUCUCUGAACAGUGUCAAUGGAGGUAAGGUUUCUUGCAUGGCUCUUAUUUAUAUUGUGUACUCAUUGUUUAACAUGUUUGGGGUUUGAAGGCUUUCCUGCAUCAAAAUUUGAAGAAGUAAAUCUUACGGAACCAAAACUUGUAGGACGGCUUUAUGAGAGACAUGCAGCAGCAAACAUCUCAGUUGGAUCAUAUGCAGUAAGUGAAAGCAGAGGAUUAGAGGGAAAGCAUUAUAUGAUUUAUGAAAGAAAGGGUGGACAUGGACACAAAGGGAAGGGAAGUUCUGGCGGUGGAAAUACUGCUCAUCAUCCUAAAGCCAAUAAAGGUCCAGCUUCACUAUCAUCAAGCAUUAGUUUCAUGUCUGCUAUUGCAGUAAACUUAGCUUUCAUGGCAGUAUUGCUGCUUGGGGUGUUUUAGUGUAUCAACCAACAGGCCGACACUUUGAAGGCCUGCCAACUAUCAAUGGUAUCUAGGAUUUUGUUUGUUUCAUGAGCAUCUGUCCUCUCAUAUUCAUGGAGAGCCAACAUGUUAUCUUGAAGUUGGCUCCAUUUGUGAUAAAUUCUGAUUAUUUUAUUAAAAAGUGUUUUACAA
This is a messenger RNA of Mangifera indica (mango), 964 nucleotides long. RefSeq lists its product as uncharacterized. The record is from RefSeq and is a predicted model, not a curated record. The coding region runs from base 392 to 790 and encodes 132 amino acids. The transcript has 2 exons. NCBI's taxonomy places the organism in Eukaryota, Viridiplantae, Streptophyta, Magnoliopsida, Sapindales, Anacardiaceae.